AUGAAUUCUGUUAACGAAAAAUGCCAUGAAAAAUUAUCAACUCCGAAACGUCGACGACUUGGACUACGAAAUCGCCUAAGACUGACUCAAACUUUGGCUAAGGAAGAUAACAAUUCUUUUAUAAACAGUUCUCCUGUUCAUUUACGAGUCGCUACAACGAGUCGUGCUCUUGUACCUGAUAAAUGCGAGUCACCACCUUUACCGUGCAAUCAAGUAGAAUAUUUAUGCGAUUCAGGAAACGAUGGUUCUAUAACUGAUAUACCGUGCUCUCCUGGUGUCUUUGAUUCUUGUUUUUUUAAAGAUGUAGAAAAUUGGGAAUCUUUUAUAGCUGGAAAUAAUGAUUCAUUUAAAGAUAAUAAAUUAGAAGAAGCUGUUGAUGAAAUUAAUAAUGAAAUGUUUAUAUCUAAGUUGGAACCUAGCUGUGCACAGGAACAAAUUAGUAGUAAUAUUCUAACUGGUAGAUGUGAGAAACAGUUACGAGAUGAAGUUGAGGAGAGUUUUGAUGUAUUGCAUCAGUCUAUAAUAAAUAUAAAUAGAAAUAAUGAAACAAGUACCUUAUUUGAAACAAAAGAUUCAUUUUUAUUAGAUAUAAGAGAAAGUGGUAUAAUCGCAGAACAAUCAAAUUCAAAAAAUGAAGCUUCAAAAUCAGUGGUCAAUGAAAUAAAUCAUGACGUUAAUACUUUUUAUGGAUUGCCUAUGAUUGUAAAGGGACUGUUUAAAUCAUAUAGAAAUAUCGAAAAGCUUUAUGACUGGCAGGAAGAGUGUCUAAAUUUAAAAGCGAUAAAAGAAAGAAGGAACUUAAUAUAUGCUUUACCUACAAGUGGAGGAAAAACUUUAGUGGCAGAAGUAUUGAUGUUGAGAGAGGUAUUAAAUAUAAAACAGAAUGCACUGUUCAUUUUACCAUAUGUUGCAAUUGUACAAGAAAAGAUCUGGUCCUUGUCCCCAUUUGCCCUUCAACUAGAAUUUUUAUUAGAAGAAUAUACGGGUGGCAAAGGUCACAUACCACCAAAGAAAAGGCGUAAAAAGAAUAGUAUUUAUGUUGCUACCAUUGAAAAGGGAUUGGCUUUGAUCAGAAGUUUAAUUGAGUUAAACAGAUUGAAUGAAAUUGGUUUAAUAGUGGUGGAUGAACUGCAUUUAAUAGGAGAGGCUGGGCGAGGGAGCACACUGGAAAUGUUGCUGACCACUGUGAUAUUUGCUAAUCAAGGAAUUCAAAUAGUAGGUAUGAGUGCUACGAUAGGUAAUUUACCAGAUUUAGCCAAGUUUCUUAAUGCAGAUGUAUUUGAGAAGCAAUUUAGACCUGUCGAGCUGACUGAGUAUGUGAAACUUGGUGAUACCCUGUACAAGAUACUAUGGAAUAACGGGCUAAAGAUUGUACCAGAUAGACAGUUGAAUUUUAAUUACUCGGCGGCGGGCGCGCGCCUGGACCCGGACCGGCUGGGCGGGCUGGUGGCGGAGGUGGCGCCGCGCGCGGGCGUGCUCGUGUUCUGCCCCACCAAGCGCAACUGCGAGAACGUGGCCGCGCUGCUCUGCCGGCUGCAGAGGACCGAUGUCUCAUCACGAUAUGGUGUCGGCAGCGAGAUGGCGCAGCACCGCGCGGCGGAGCGCGGCGCGCUGGCGAAGGCGCUGCGCGCGGAGGGCGCGGGCGCGGCGCAGGUGCGGGGCGCACGCGCCGGCGUGGCCUUCCACCACGCGGGGCUCGGCGCCGAGGAGCGCGCGCUGCUCGAGCAAGCAUUCAGGUCCGGCGUGAUCUCGGUGAUCUGCUGCACGUCGACGCUGGCGGCGGGCGUGAACCUGCCGGCGCGGCGCGUGGUGGUGCGCGCGCCGCGCGUGGCGCGCGCCUUCCUGUCGCUGGCCGCCUACCGGCAGAUGGCGGGGCGCGCGGGCCGCGCCGGCGUCUGCGAGGCGGGUGACAGUAUAAUAAUAUGCGAUGCACACGAGUGGCCUCAGCUGCGCGCCGUGUUGGGCGGCGGGCUGGCGCCGGUGCGCUCGGCGCUGGCGCGCGGCGCCACGUCGCUGGUGCUGAGCGCUGUGGCUUUGAAAAUGGCCACCAGCGUGGCCUCGCUGCGUCGCCUGCUGGCGGCCACGCUGCUCGCUGUGGCGCCGGAAGACCCAUCAACAAACAUAGAUCAAGUAUGCGACGAUGCUAUACAGUCGUUGAUAAAGAGCGAAGCUCUCGAAGUAGUGGGUAAAGCCAACCCUGAGAGUGGAGAUUUUGAGCUCGCGGUCAGUACUUUGGGGUUAGCUGCUAUAAAAGGGUGUAUGGAGCUGAGCACAGCAAAACAGCUAGUGGAGGACAUGGAAGUGGCGUCCAGGAGCCUGGUGCUGCUGGGCAGCCUGCACCUGCUGUACCUGGUGGCGGCGCCGGACUCCGGGAUUAGGCCGGAUUAUAGGCAAUAUUAUUCUUUGUAUUGCGAGUUGGACGAGGAGGGUGUGCGGACGGCUAAAGUGCUGGGCAUUACGGAAAUGAACGCCAUCAGAAUGAUGACCGGCAAACCCAUCACGAAUGUUCCAGAAAGCGUGUUGUGCAGGUUCUAUUUGGCUUUGAUACUUCGCGAUCUCUGCAGGCAGGUGCCAUUCCCGACGGUGGCUGAAAAGUACGGCGUGGGCGUGGGCACGGCGCAGGCGCAGCUGGCGGCGGCGGCGGCGCGCGCGGCGGCGGCGGCGGCGCUGUGCGACGCGCUGCGGCGCCCCGCCUUCGCCGCGCUGCUGCGCGACCUGGCGCCGCGCCUGCGCAGCGCCGCCGCGCCGGGCCUGGACUUGCUUAUGGAGCUGCCUGCUGUUAAGAAGGUUCAUUUCAUAUCAAUAAUAAUAUAUGAAACGUAUGUGUGCGAGCAGGCGCGCGCGCUGCAGCUGCUGCGCGCGGGCUACAGGAGCGUGGAGGAGGUGGCGCGCGCCGCGCCCGCGCGCCUCGCCGCUGCGCUGCCGCACCUCUCGCGCUCCGCCGCCGAGCACCUCGUCAGCGCCGCUAAAGUAAUGCUCAUCGAAAAGGUUGAAAAUUUACGUGCAGAGGCCGAGGACGUCAUGGAAGGUUUAAACUUG
Brenthis ino (lesser marbled fritillary) is the source of this 3039-nucleotide messenger RNA. The record is from the annotation of a GenBank genome assembly. Lineage: Eukaryota; Metazoa; Arthropoda; Insecta; Lepidoptera; Nymphalidae.